GCUAGAGGUCUCAUGGGAGCCACUUCCUUCGGAGCACCGUCUCGGUAUUAUUCUAGGUUACAAAAUCACAUAUGUUCCACAAAGUGGUGGAAAUUCACGGGGCAUGGUGGUGAACACUUCCAGUCUCUCAACAGAACUACAAAACCUUCCGAAAGGGAUACCUUACGUGAUAGAAAUUACAGCGUUUAAUAGCGUUGGCGAAGGUCCACCAAGUCCAGCAAUUGUGGCUAGAUCACCCGAAGGAGUUCCCAGCCUUGCGCCUCCAGUAGUUAUGGCCCACAGCACGAGCUACACAAGCGUAACAGUAAAAUGGAUGGCUAUUCCAGAGGAAAACACCAAUGGAAUUAUAAUGGGUCAUGUUGUUGUAGUUGAGGAAAUCGAUAAAUCUUUCUAUGUCUGCAAAAAUAAUUUUACCCAGGAGAUCCAUGGACUGGAGAAAUCUAAGGUUUAUAAAAUCAAAGUGGCAAGCUUUACAUCAAAGGGCUUCAGUAACUUCAGUGAUUACGUCACAGUGAUUACUAGCGAGGAUGAUUGUCACGCCAUUGGCAUGGAAGACCAUAACAUAACAGAGUCACAAAUAACUGCAUCCUCUCUACAAAAUGGUGCAACCAACGCUCGACUGAAUUUCAAACCAACGAAUCUACUCGCCACUGGAGCCUGGUGUGCUGCCCCGGAUGAUACAAGCCAACCGUGGCUUCAAAUUGACUUUCAAGACAAAGUUACUUUAAGCCAAGUAGCCAUUCAAGGCAGAUUUUAUGAUGGCAGCGCAGUUAGUAGCAGUUUCUUUCACUGGGUGGAAAAGUACUCAUUGAAUUACAGCCUCGAUGGGAUGUAUUUCAAAGCUUAUAAACAGUUUGAUGAUGUUAAGAUAUUUCAAGGUAACUGGGAUAGCAACACCGUAGUUUUUAACUCCAUAACACCAGUGAUCUACACGCGGUAUAUUCGUAUUCUGCCAAAAUCGUGGGAAGGGAACCCAUGCAUAAGAGCUGAGUUCUUUACCUGUCAUAAAGGUAACUUGAUUAAAUUCAUCAUUAUCACUUUGUAG
Pocillopora verrucosa is the source of this 1045-nucleotide messenger RNA. Its product is annotated as EGF-like repeat and discoidin I-like domain-containing protein 3. NCBI's taxonomy places the organism in Eukaryota, Metazoa, Cnidaria, Anthozoa, Scleractinia, Pocilloporidae. The record is from RefSeq and is a predicted model, not a curated record.